AGAAUUUUUUUUAAGCAGAUCUUUAUCUCAUUGACAUGACACCAGUUGCAUUAUUAAUUAAAACAAUAUACAUGUUUUUAUUAUGUCAACAAAUACUACUUAUUUGUUAUUAUAAUAUUGUAAACAAUAACAAACAAGUAGCAUCUUGUUUUUUGUUUUGUUUCUCUCUCUCUCUCUUUUUUUUUUAUCUAUGAACGGUACCAUCAGAGGGCAACCCAGUUGCCAUUGACAACCGGGAAAAUUUAAUAUUUAUUAUUUUUUUAUUUACUUUUAUUAUUGUUACAUUUUAUAAUAAUAAUUACCACUUUUUUUUAAUAAAUAAUAAUUAAGUAUGGAUUCUGACAGUGAUGAUGAUGAGGAUAUUACUGGAUUGAUAUCAAAACCUCCAACAAAAUAUAUUCCUCCAGCAAGAUACAUUUCACGACAUCGUAAUUCAAUAAAAUCAGAUCUAAGUCGAAGUAAAAGUGCUCAUCUAACACUUGGAGUACCAAAUGUUCCAUUAAAUCCUCCAGAAGAAUAUUUAAAAAAACAAUCAAGGACAAUUAUUAAGAGAGAUGAUAUUAAUCAUAAGCAUUAUCAUCGACCUGAUUAUCAACAUAAGCUACCAUCCUGGGAACCAAUUAAAAGGUCAUCAAAAUCCAUCAAUGGUGAUGAUAAAAAUACAUCAACAAUGAAUUCAGUUGAUUUUAGAAAACGUAAUAUUAGUAAUGUUAAAAAAUCACAGCCUUCAAUGCCAAGAAUGUAUUAUGUUGAUGAUAGAAGAGGUAGUUCAUUUCCACUUUUAUCAAGUGGACUUGUUCCUCGUCAUAUAAGUUAUGAUAAAUCAAAUAGUAAAAGCAACCAGAUUAAAAAAAUUACUAAUGAAAAUAAAACUAUCAGAUCUUCGUCUACUGAUAGAGGAACAGUUGAAAAUGCAUCUCAAAGAAGAUCAACAAGUGAAUCAAAAAAAUCACAAAAUUUAAAUACAACUAAUCGAGAAUCAACUCGAGAUAAUUCUGAUAAAUUAAUAAAUACUAAAAAAAAACAAACGUCAGUAUCAAAAAAUGAUUCUAAAAAAUUAAAUAAUAAUACUAAAAAAAAUAGUCAUCAAUCAAAAAUUGUAAAAUCAGCCAAUGAUAAAUUACAUGGUGUCAUGAAAAAUAAUAAUCAAUCAACAAUUUCAAAAUCAGCCAAUGAAAAGUUACAUAAUGUCAUGAAGAAAAAUGAUCAAUCAACAAUUUUAAAAUCAGAUAACGAAAGAUCAAUGAGUUUAGAAAAUAAUAAAAAAAGACUAUCAAGUUCAGCUAGAAGAUCAACUGGAAGAGAAUCAAAUUGUCAUUUUGUUACAGAAGAAGAACGAGCUGAGCUUCUUUUGGGAAUGAAAAAUAAAUGGGAUGAAUUGAUGAAAAGAUUUCAAAGUCUUCCAUUUUUAUCAGACACACCACCAAAAGCCAAACGUAAAUCAAUGCUUGAAGAACAACUUAAACAGCUUGAAAAAGACAUUGAUAAUAUUCAACGUCAUCCUUAUAUUUAUGUCUAUGACAAUGAUAAUAAUUAA
Messenger RNA from Aphidius gifuensis, 1537 nucleotides. RefSeq names its product enkurin. Gene Ontology annotation, molecular function: calmodulin binding. The transcript is spliced from 4 exons. Gene Ontology annotation, cellular component: acrosomal vesicle. Lineage: Eukaryota; Metazoa; Arthropoda; Insecta; Hymenoptera; Braconidae. The coding region runs from base 332 to 1537 and encodes 401 amino acids. The record is from RefSeq and is a predicted model, not a curated record.